CUGCAAAGAUGGCGGCUCCCACAGUCGUCAGCCGGCAUGACAACUUUAUAACUUGGUUGAACUCAUCUAACGCUGAUGUUGUCUAACGCCGACGUGCUGCUCACAUGCUGAGGCCACAUUCUAUGAUUGUUGUGUCACACCUCUAAAUCACUUCGAACUCCGAUUCUUCUACCCUCAGUACGAAUCCGUCAGAAAUGGAAACGACUAGCACGGGACGCCUUCGCAAGUUGGCCGCGAAGUUUUCGAACCUCUCGCGUCCGGAUGGAUCCGCAAUACUGGCACAAGGAGAGACUGUCGUUCAAGCAGGCGUCUACGGACCCGUCGAGGUAAAGCAAAUGCGCGAGCACCCGGAGAAGGCCACAGUAGAAGUAUUUUUUCGAUCUAAAUCGGGGCAACAGAGUUGCUCAGACCGUAUGUCUGAAAAAGUUAUUCGAAGCACGCUGGAGACUGCUAUGUUGACAGCCCUGCAUCCGCGCUCUUGCAUAUCACUAACCUGUCAAGAGUUUCACAACAACGGUGGUCUGCUGGCCUGUGCAAUAAAUGCUGCCUGCCUGGCAGCCAUUGACGCUGCAGUCAGUAUGAAAUGCCACAUCGCAGCGGUCACAGCAGCGAUCACUAACACCGGGAUUAUCGUGCUGGACCCUGACGGGCAGCAAGAGCAGGAAGCAAGAGCAGUAUGCACAUUCUCCUUCGAAAGCCAAGAGUCCAAACUGGUCUCGACCCACACCAGUGGCCAGUUUUCCAAGGAAGAGUUCCAGAGAUGCCUGGUUCUGAGCAAAGCAGCCGCAGGCGACAUCUUUGCCUUCUACCAGGAUGCACUGCAGAAGCGCUAUUGCCGCUCACUUGAAGCAGACGGUGACAGCGAUGACGAUUAAAGUU
Rhipicephalus sanguineus (brown dog tick) is the source of this 879-nucleotide messenger RNA. It is a transcript of the gene Rrp46, whose product is annotated as exosome complex component RRP46. Bases 195 to 875 code for a protein of 226 amino acids. The record is from RefSeq and is a predicted model, not a curated record. Gene Ontology annotation, biological process: poly(A)-dependent snoRNA 3'-end processing; U4 snRNA 3'-end processing; rRNA catabolic process. The transcript has 5 exons. Lineage: Eukaryota; Metazoa; Arthropoda; Arachnida; Ixodida; Ixodidae. Gene Ontology annotation, cellular component: nucleolus; nuclear exosome (RNase complex); cytoplasmic exosome (RNase complex).